Molecule: messenger RNA, 4343 nt
Organism: Xyrauchen texanus (razorback sucker)
Lineage: Eukaryota; Metazoa; Chordata; Actinopteri; Cypriniformes; Catostomidae
Gene: tns1a
Product: tensin 1a
Exons: 18
Coding region: 885-3941 (1018 amino acids)
Biological process (GO): fibroblast migration
Molecular function (GO): protein binding
Source: RefSeq, a predicted model, not a curated record
GUGGUGUGUCAAUGUAUGUAUUUGUUGGAAUGACAGAGACAGAGCGGUGCUCUGGUGCAGCAUAGCCACCAGGACUUGUUUACAGCUCAAGCUCCCAUAUUUGGCAGCUACACGGCCGUGCAGCAUUUUUGGAAUAGCUGGGAGGGAAGCGUGUGGCACAGAGAGGGAUGACUAUGACUCUUGGUCUCAUAAAUGAGAGAGACUCUGAACUGAAGUCUUGAAUUCAUGGACUUGAAACAGUAAUCUCAAUCAGACGCUGAGACUGGCAAGGCACCUGAAGAGCAGUUUGGUGAACAGUGCUUUAGAAAGUUGUUGGAGUCAUCCAAAAGUUGAAUUUCCCUUGGGCUUAUAGAUGUUGCUCACACUCAAGGUCCACUUGAAGGCAGCUUUUACUCCUGGGUUUGCAAGAAAGACAAUUUUGGAGGCGUUGUGUCUGCUAAUGUGCUUCUUCAACUGACUGGGCUCUUCUUCUGUAGUUCAACACACUCUUCCACAUCUACUACCAGCUUUUGACCACAGCCGAUCUGUCAGCAGUGACUCUGGUAACUCCACUGCUUCUGUUGAGACAGUCAUUGACAUCCUCAAGGCUUGUGACCCAAGCACCUUGAGACUGCUAUUAGUCCACACGAGCAACGAGAGUUGGUACAGCAGUUCAGUGGUUAAAAACGACCACCAAUCUACCCUAGUCAAACUUUCCUUCCUACUGCCAGCACAAGCCCAGGGGUGGGUGUGCAGCAUCUUGUGCCUCUCCAGGUCCACGUUAACAGACAAGCAGGUGCUGAGCGUGAAACUGACAUUCUGGCCAACAGGAGUCCACUGUUGUGGAAAUAGUCGGACAGUGGAGGGCUUUCCUAGCACGAAGGCCAGCAACAUUUAAAAAGGAGAUGCCUGUGCACCAGAUGCAAGGAUCACCAUCAUCACAUGAGUGUCUGAUAGACUACACUGGACAGAACGGUGAAAUGUGUCACUCACAGUGGUAUGGUGCCCCAAUGCUGGAUGGAGGGUCUAAUUUCUCACCACAAGCUCCUGAACGUAGCACGAGCAGCCGAGAGGCAGUGCAGCGAGGACUCAAUACCUGGCAUCAAUAUGACAUGGUGGAUGACCCCUUCUUUGGCACAAAUUGUGGCCUGCCACAGUUCCCAGCUAGUGGGGGGGCACCACGGCAGGAUGUAGAACAGUCUAUAGAGGUCCUCAACAAGCUCAUGCUUGAGUUGGAGCCUUCAAAUACACCAGUUACCAAGUUUCAGUAUGCACCCCCAGGGGAGAACAGCACAGUCUUUCAACCAGCCUUUGCUCAGACACUCGCUAGACCUUCUUACCAGUCUGACCAUGCCAUCCGUAGCUUCACUGGGAGUCCACCUCUCUCUUCCUCUGCCAUUUUUGGCCAGUCCUCACAAAGAUCAUCACCUGCUUAUCCCAUGGCCCCACCAUCCGAGCUCCAUCAGAGGGGGUUCCAGUCCCCUCAUUCUUACUCAACUAUCUAUCAGCAAGAUCCCUACAGCGUCUGUAAACCUUUAGUUACAACACCAUCCCCAACUUUACCCGUCCCAUCUCCAAUCAAGCCCCAGCAUGUAUACCCAUUAAGUGGUGAGGUGUCUUACCCUCCAGACCUUCAGGGUACAUACCCAUAUUCAAGCCCCCAAAGAAGCUGCAGCGCAUCGCCAUCCCCAUUCCCCACCGUUACCCUUGCUAAAGAGCCCGAGACAAAAUCUGAGGAGGAGACUCUAAAACUAGGGGGACUUGUAGCCCACCGUGUGGCAGAGUACAACGCUCGCAUUCGGGGCAUUUCAGAGAGCAUGUCCUUCCAGCCUGAACGUCAUCGUUCCUAUUCGUUCUCUGGAUCACGUUCACCCACAGUCACCCCAGAUGAAGCCAUGCCAACCAUACGUCGGCGAACCACCAGUGAGAGCCAGUACCUCAACAGCCGAAAUGACAGUCCUGCCCAUGGGGUGCGCUCCCCAGAGAAAUCCAUAUCCCCAGAGUUUAUCAACACAAUUGCAGUAAACCCAGGUGGACGACCCAAGGAGAGACAACUGCAUAGCUCCAGGGAGCCCUUCGAAUUGGUGGAGUUUGCGCCUAUAAGUCCCACCCCUAGUUGUGGUGUUGAAACACAUCCCCUGACCCCUGCCUUUCCUGUUUCACUCAACACCUCACCACAGACCCCUUACUUUAACCUGUGCCGUUCACCCACUGGUCUUGCCAAAAACCCUUUGUCAGCUUUAAAGGCACAGAGCCCCGCAGAACCACUGGAACAGCAAAGCAGUUCAGAAAGACCUGCGUUUCCUGCCUAUAAUUUUGACCCACCUAAGCCUGCCACCAGUGCCAGCUACAACCUUGAUGGUAACAUAUGGAUGGGCGAUCCUGUGCUUCCGAUUGGUGGUCAGCAUAUCUUAUCAUCAUUUCCAUCCGAGGCCAUUCAAGCCCCUCUCUUUCCUGACCCCAUUGGUUAUCUUGACCCUGAGGAGGCCACUGUUAACAUCAUGGGUGUCCAUCAUGUCCCUGGAAGCCCCAACACACUCCACCGAACGGUGGCCACCAACACACCACCAAGCCCUGCCCUGCAGCGUAGGCUUGGUGGUCAGAGCAGCCCAGCUUUGGGACGACACAUACCACCAUCCAAUGGCACUCCCAACAGCCCUAUGUUGGGUCGCAACGGCAAGUUCAUCCCACCAAGCCCUGUGCUAAACCGCUACCCAUCACCCGUUCCAGUUGCCUCCAAUCUAGAUCACAAACCCACACCUAGUGGUCAGGCCACCCCAGAUGAGAGAGUCCAGGUGCAGUCCAGGCAAAGCACCACCUCCAUAGCUCAACAUGGACCCCCUACCCCCACUUUUCCCUUAGAACAUCCCUGUAGACCCUCACAGUUCCUGCCUUUGGAUAAGAGGACAGUGUCAAUUGCAGAGAACACUGACAGUGUUCUAGAAGGCAGGACACAAAAUGGGAAAGCUCCCACUCCUACACCAAUGCCCAUUUGGCUCAGCAUGACCAGUACCACCCCACAGCCACCACAAGAACCUGCAAUCAUGUCAAUAUAUGCCGAUGGACCCCCAGAUAUUAGACUCAACGUCAAGUUUGUUCAAGAUACAUCCAAAUUCUGGUACAAACCAGAAAUCUCCAGGGAACAAGCCAUUUGUCUUCUGAAAGAUCGUGAACCAGGAGCAUUUGUUAUCCGAGACAGUAACUCCUUCAGAGGAGCUUAUGGCUUGGCAAUGAAAGUAGCCUCUCCCCCUCCAACAGUACAGCAGAACAAAAUAGCUGGAGAUAUAACAAAUGAGUUGGUACGACACUUCUUGAUUGAAACCAGUGCUAAGGGCGUGAGACUUAAGGGUUGCCCAAAUGAGCCCUACUUUGGGUGUCUGUCUGCUCUGGUAUAUCAACACUCCAUCACACCUUUGGCUCUUCCUUGCAAGCUUAUGAUCCCAACAAGAGAUCCACAUGAAGAGGCCAUGGAUCUUGCCACACAAACAAGUUCAACACUGGAUUUACUUAAGCAGGGAGCAGGACCUCCUAAACCUAAUGAGGGCUUUCAAGCAUGUAAUGUUUUGUACAUAAACUCUGUGGAUGUGGAAUCUUUGACUGGUCCUCAGGCUGUAGCAAAAGCCAUCACUCAGACGCUUACUUCCAAUUCUGCUUCUUUGGAAACUAUUGUCCGCUUCAAAGUGUCCACAAAGGGCAUCACACUCACCGACAAUCAGAGGAAGGUUUUUUUCAGACGCCAUUAUCCGAUCAAUACCAUCACAUACUGCAAUGUGGACCCACAAAACCGGAAGUGGAAUAAAGCAGAGGGUGGGGUAGCAAAACUUUUUGGAUUUGUGGCUCGAAAACAAGGAAGCACAACUGAUAAUGUGAGUCACCUGUUCGCUGAGAUGGAACCAGACCAGCCGGUGGUAGCCAUUGUCCACUUUGUCUCCAAAGUCAUGCCAGACAUCCAGAAACCUUGAGUGACCCCCUAGCUGCCAUCUUGGGUUCUCCAUAGGAGUGUGAAUUUUCCCACCAAAGAGGAUUUUGUUUUUCAUAUGUGGAUGAUUGUUUAUACAUAACAAAAAACAGAAUAAUAGCACGUGUCAAAUAACAUUUAGGAGGUUGGGGUCUUUCUUUUCACUGUUUAUGAAGACUUGAAAAUAAUGCUGUUGUUUAAGGGACUCAGAUCUGGGUGAAACAUUGCCAAAAUUUAAGGUAGUACGUAAAACAUGACAGUUAAAAAGGCAAUUACUCUAAUCAGGAUGUGGGACUUUCAAAUGAAUGAAUGAUAUGAAAUAAAUAAAUAAAUUAAUUAAGGGGGGUGGAGGUAUAUAUAUACAUGUAAAAAAAUUUUUUUUGCAUGAUAUGAAAGAAAUAAAUGA